UUUUUUGUGGUAUAAAAUGUGGAUGAAGAAACUUUCUUCAUUCAUCAAGGUUUUUAACAAGAGCUAGCUUAGCAAGCUUGAUCAUAGUAAGAGAGAAGUACAUACAUACAUACAUAUAUACAUACUUGAGCUUCAUUCUUUGUGUGUGUAUCUACUCCUUGCUUGGUUAUCGAAAUCGUCGUGCUUUAGAAGAAGAAUGGAAUUAACAAGAGGGAAUAAUAAUAAGAUAUGGGAAGUGAUUCCAUUUUUAUGUAUGUUUUUGAUAGAAGGGUGUACCAUUGCCUUAACCAUAACCGCGAAAUCGGCCAUGGCUAUUGGGAUGAGCCAAUUUGUGUUUGUGGCUUACUCGAACGCUCUUUCUUCUAUCCUCCUCGUCGUUUAUUGUCUCAUCUAUCAUAGAGAUAGUAUGAAAAAGGUUUUCAAUGUCAAGCUUCUCUCACGAUUCUUCCUCCUUGGUCUUACGGGGAUAACAAUUGCACAAAAUCUUGCAUUUACGGGGCUACGUGACAGCUCACCUAUAGUUGUUUGUGCAAUGGGACUAUUGCUACCAUCCUUUCAAUUUUUUCUCAAUCUUAUUCUAAGGAAGGCUAAGUUGAACAUAGAGAGCAAAAGCACCCGCAUCAAGCUCACCGGGGUGGCGGUGUCUAUCAUCGGAGCAAUCACGGUCGCCGUCUACCUCGGCCCUUCCAUCCUACAAGGACCAAUUAUUGGUCCUAUCAUGCUUCGUAGCUCUAAGUUUCAAUUCGUGUUUAUCACCACCACAGAAGAAUGGAUGUUUGGCACCUCUUUGCUAGCUCUUGCUACUUUCUUCAUUGCAGUUUGGAGUAUGAUACAGGUAUCAACAUUCUCAAGAUUUCCAGAUAUGAUGGUGAUAGUAGCUUGUUACACUGUAUUUGGGACCAUUCAAACAUUUUUUGUGGACAUCAUUGCAAAUGGAGAUUUGAGUGCUUGGAAAUUACAUUGGGACUUAGAGCUCCUUAUUAUCGUCUUAACAGCAUUGUUUGGGACGUUAGUGAGGAGCAGAAUCCAAGCAUGGUGCAUGAGUUUGAAGGGCCCAAUGUAUGUGGCUAUGUUCAAGCCUGCUGGGAUAUUUUGGGCUAACUUUUUUGGCGAAAGCUUUUUUGGUACUCUUUGUUAUGGAAGUGUGAUGGGUACAAUAAUAGUAGGGGUUGGGUACUACACAGUACUAUGGGGAGUGAGGGAGGAAGCUAAAAAACAAGCAGAUGACUCAACUAAAACUGCUCCAUCUGAUGACAUCAAGACCCCUCUAUUGCAAAAUCAAGACGCCGACGAACAAGUGUGAAAUGUAUUCCUUCGUUUUCUACCAAUAAAACUAGGAAAAAAAUUCGCAGGGUUAUAAAAUUAAAGCUUGGGGGAGAAAUUUUUAUCCAUUUUCUAAAUUGAAUUUGGAGGAAGAUGAGAUGAACUUCGGGUUUUCGUGAAGAUCUGUGGAUUUUAGUAACGGGUGAAAUAAUGUGAAUUAUUUUCUUUAGAAUAUGAGCUAAUGUAAAUAUAUUAUGAAGAUUAAGAUGUAUUAUUGCCCGAUUUUUUGUGGGAGCUAGUUUUAAUGAGAUGUAUCUCUUUGUACGUGCGUAAUUCGGAAGCAUGCAAAGUGUAUGUUCUUAAGUUGAGGGCUUGCUUAUAGUUGCUUCUCUCUUCUCUAGAACUCGUCUGUUGUAAUUUUUAUUUUUAUUUUCAAGUCAAAUGAAAAAAAUAAAAUAUAAAAAAUCCAAUGGUGCAUCUCAUGCACGUGAUUUUCACUAAUCCGAAAGAGAGUUUGAGGCA
Molecule: messenger RNA, 1785 nt
Organism: Chenopodium quinoa (quinoa)
Lineage: Eukaryota; Viridiplantae; Streptophyta; Magnoliopsida; Caryophyllales; Amaranthaceae
Product: WAT1-related protein At1g70260-like
Exons: 8
Coding region: 197-1303 (368 amino acids)
Cellular component (GO): plasma membrane
Molecular function (GO): transmembrane transporter activity
Source: RefSeq, a predicted model, not a curated record